UGGCUGGUGCUACCCGAGCUGUCCCCGUCUUCAUCUUGCAGUCGUCCAGCCUAGAAAUGGUGUAUGAGCGAUAUCGGAGAAGGGGCAUACGAACAAGUGUAUAAUAAAGUCUUCCGGCGGGUUCAGCAGGGUGAAAAGAGCGGCUGUGAUUGUCAGGACAAGGCGGAAGACCGGACAGGAAGCAGCUGGACUACGGGGCUCCUCCCUCGCGGAGGCGGUAUUUGCUCUUCAACGCGUCCGGAGGGGGAGGAACUAGAGCCGACGCUAAACUUUUUAGGAAUUGCCAAGCAGGCCCCUCCUCGUUCCCUCGGUUUUUGUUGGUGGCGUACGAUCCAGGUCACAUUAACUGAAAGUGAUUCAAACAAGGAUGGGGCAUAUUUUUUCCUGAACUGUGAUCAACACGGCCUUUAAGCUGAGACAAAUUGCUAGUACCCUGCUUUGAAAACAGAGAUUUCUGUGGUUCAUUACAAAGGGUGAAGGGGCAGACUAGAAUACAAUAACUGAGACGGUGAUGGAGGAACCAGAAGUGCUCUUUGAAGAACUGCUGGAAAGAGCAAAAGCUGGAGAACCUAAGGCACAGACUGAGGUGGGUAAGCACUACUUGAAGCUAGCAGAAGAGCAAAACGAGGAGCUGAACAGUUGCGGUGCAGUUGAGUGGUUGAUCCUUGCUGCCAAGCAAGGGCGAAGGGAAGCUGUUAAACUGCUGAGGAGAUGUUUAGCAGAAAGAAGAGGCAUCACUUCAGAGAAUGAGCAAGAAGUGAAGAAAUUAUCAUCAGAGACUGAUUUAGAAAGAGCUGUGAGAAAGGCUGCGUUAGUCAUGUACUGGAAAUUAAAUCCAAAGAAGAAAAAACAGUUGGCUGUUUCAGAACUACUAGAAAAUGUUGGCCAAGUUGACAGUGAAGGUAGUGAGAAACACCCUGGUCCAGUUCCAAAGUCUGUUCAGAAGCAAAGAAGAAUGCUUGAACGGCUGGUGAGCAGUGAACCUAAGAAUUAUAUUGCCUUGGAUGACUUUGUUGAAAUAACAAAAAAGUAUGCAAAGGGCAUCAUCCCAACCAACCUACUGGUGCAAGAUGAUGAUGAUGAUGAACUGGUGGGGAAAAGUCCAGAAGAACUUCCACUCCGACUCAAGGUCAUAAAGUAUCCUCUUCAUGCCAUUAUGGAAAUCAAAGAGCACCUUAUAGAUAUUGCAUCUAAAGCAGGAAUGCAUUGGCUGUCCAGUAUUAUUCCAACACACCACAUCAACGCACUCAUAUUCUUCUUCAUCAUCAGUAACCUGACUAUUGACUUCUUUGCAUUUUUUAUCCCAUUAGUUAUCUUCUAUCUCUCCUUCAUUUCCAUGGUGAUUUGCACCCUGAAAGUAUUCCAAGAUAGUAAAGCUUGGGAAAACUUCCGCACCCUCACUGACUUGCUGCUUCGUUUUGAACCGAACCUAGAUGUCGAGGAAGCAGAAGUGAACUUUGGCUGGAACCAUUUAGAGCCAUACCUUUACUUCCUUCUCUCGGUGUUCUUUGUCAUUUUUUCCUUCCCUAUAGCUAGUAAGGACUGGAUACCACGCUCAGAGCUGGCUACAAUCUCUGUUUUCUUCAUGGUGACAAGUUACAUUAGUUUGGGCACGAGUGCUGAACCCUACACGCGAAGAGCAUUACUAACAGAGGUUGCUGCAGGCUGCCUCUCGUUAUUGCAGGUUGUACCUCUACAUUUGGGCCAUUUGAAGCUAUUGGGGAAAACCUUUUACAGUAUUCCUGUUGGCCACUUCUUUGUCCUGAAUGUGAGCAUUCCUUGCCUUUUAUUUUUGUAUCUGUUUUACCUGUUCUUUAGAAUGGCACAGAUGCGGAAUUUUAAAGGCACGUAUUGCUACCUGGUUCCUUAUUUAGUGUGUUUCAUGUGGUGUGAACUCUCAGUGGUUGUUUUACAAGAAUCAUCUGGUAUUGGGCUAAUUCGUGCCUCAAUUGGUUACUUCUUGUUCCUGUUUGCUCUUCCUAUUCUAGCGGUAGGCAUUGCACUAAUGUGUCUUGUCCACUUCAUCAAAUGGUUCAUAACAUUAGAGCUAGUGAAAAUUAUGGUAACUCUUGUGUUAUGUGCUAUUCCGUUGCUUUUCCGGUGGUGGACAAGGGCCAGCAUCUCUGUGAUUGAAAUUGUGAAAUCCCUCACAAAGAGUUCAAUAGUUAAACUUAUUUUGGUGUGGCUUACUGCCAUAGUGUUGUUCUGUUGGUGUUAUGUGUACCGCUCAGAGGGCAUGAAAGUGUACAACUCCACCUUGACAUGGAAUCAGUAUGGGUUUUUGUGUGGGCCACGGGCUUGGAAGGAAACCAACAUGGCACGCACCCAGAUCUUAUGCAGUCAUUUAGAGGGCCAUAGAGUGACUUGGACAGGACGCUUCAAAUACGUGAGAGUUACCGAGAUCGACAAUAGUGCAGAAUCAGCAAUAAACAUGCUUCCCCUUUUUAUUGGUGGCUGGUUGAGAUGCUUGUAUGGUGAAACCUAUCCAGCAUGUGACCCCCAAAAGGUUACCCUGGAAGAGGAGGAACUCUGUCGUCUAAAGUUUCUAACAAAACAUGACUGUCACAUGAAAAGGUUUGAUCGCUAUAAAUUUGAAAUAACAGUUGGCAUGCCUUUCAAUAGUGUUAAUGCAAGUAAGGUUAUGGAGGAGGAUGUAACCAAAGAUAUUGUGCUGAAGGCAAGCAAUGAGUUUAAGAAAGUAUUGCUGAACUUGAGACAAGGAAGCACAAUUGAGUUCAGCACCAUUCUGGAAGGCCGUCUUGGCAGCAAAUGGCCUGUAUUUGAGCUGAAAGCCAUCUCAUGCUUAAAUUGCAUGUCUAAACUUUCACCUGCAGGAAGGCAUGUGAAAGUAGAGCAUGACUGGAGAAGCACCGUUCAGAAAGCUCUCAGAUUUGCCUUUGAUUUUUUCUUUUCCCCAUUUUUGUCAGUUGCAUGAUGAAUUUUAUUUAUAAUACCUGCACAACUAAAGAAUUGGCAAUGUUUAAAUUUAAUGCAAAUAGUUUUGAAUAUGGUGCACGAUGCCAUCUUAGUAAUUCCUGUGCUAGAGUUACCCUAACCCUAACCCUAUAUGUGAAAAACUCACUUUAUCUGCAUAUUAAGAGCAUGAACAAUGUUUCCUACAAGAGUUGACGUUUAACAUCAACUAGAGAUAUUGAAAACACUUUAUUUUUCUGCUUUUGUACACUUCUAUAUAUAUACCUUAAAGCUGACCUCAUGAGUGACCACAGUUUUGUGUCAGUUAUGCUGUGAUUCAUAGAAAAAUAUUAACUGUGCUAUGAGGUUGAAUACAUGAUUUGCAUAAGCUGUUUGGAGGUAAAGUGUAAGUUGUUCAAGAAGGACAGACUUUAACUCAGUCACCAGUUUUAAGUUUCAUUGAAAGUAUUAUUCAUUAAAAAAGGAAUUUGGUUUUGUUAGAAUACUUGAAUGAUUAGAAUGGAAAGUCUGAACAGCUAAUAUAUAGAAAUUUGCCCUGGAGAUGGAAAUGAAUAUCUGGCUAAUGGUCUGUAUUUGUGAAUUAGAAACAUAAAAUUAAACAAAGAUUCAAA
Rhineura floridana is the source of this 3545-nucleotide messenger RNA. RefSeq names its product wolframin ER transmembrane glycoprotein (gene WFS1). The record is from RefSeq and is a predicted model, not a curated record. Gene Ontology annotation, biological process: endoplasmic reticulum unfolded protein response; calcium ion homeostasis. Bases 512 to 2935 code for a protein of 807 amino acids. The transcript is spliced from 9 exons. Gene Ontology annotation, molecular function: protein binding. NCBI's taxonomy places the organism in Eukaryota, Metazoa, Chordata, Lepidosauria, Squamata, Rhineuridae. Gene Ontology annotation, cellular component: endoplasmic reticulum; endoplasmic reticulum membrane.